CCGAUUUAGUACUAGUAGUUAUAUUAAAGCGAAUGCAAAUAUUUUAUGCAGUUUUUGGAACAUGUAAGUUAAUCAAUUUAGCGGCUAGCUUAGCUUCUAGUAGCAUCGUAACUACUUUGAUAAAAUAUUUUAUUGUGGUUAUUCUGUUUUUUAUUGUGAUAUAUGCUCGAUGUGACCUAUUUAGUUAUGCUCAAAUGUGUUCCGACACGUUUUAACAACCAUUUUAAAACGGGUUUGUACAUUGAUUUGUAUUAAGUAUAUUAGGCAUUUUAUAAAACAUAGUAAUUAAAUGGGUAGAUGUUUACAUAAAGAGUACAUUUUGAUCAACAUUCUAUAAUGCUGAACAUAAAAUGAUACUUUAAAGUUGAAAGGUCAAACAGUAAUAAACACUGUUUAUUGUGUGUAGGCACAAUAUCAUUUAAGGUGGACGGUAAAUGUUAAGCCACAUUAAUCCUCUUCUUGUUCUUGUUUGGCCAGUUAACCCCAAAAAGACACUUAAGUUAUUGUUGUUGUUCUUGAAAUAGUAAUAUUUAUUCUACCACUUUAAGUAAUCUAGCCUCUGAAAUGACAGUAUGUUUUCAUGCAAAGAUGAAAUGAAAAAUGUAUAACAAACAGUUCAUCUGUAUGUAUGCCAUUGUUUUGCACAGUAUUGGCACUAUGAUGACUUCUGAUAGCAUCCACAUAUAUAUUAGACAUAUAUGUAUGUGUGUAUAUACACAUUGACAGUAAAAAAUAUAAAUUAGUAACAGUAUUACAUCAAUGUAACAUCCACAUGGAUGGCAGGACCCAAGGUUUCCCAUCAGAACAUUGCCCAAAGCAUGACAUUGCCUCCGCUGCUUUGCCUUCUUCCCAUAGUGCAUCCUGGUGCCAUGUGUUCCCCAGGUAAGCGACACACAUGCACCGGUCAUCCACGUGAUGUAAAAGAAAAUGUGAUUCAUUAGACCAGGCCACCUUUUUCCAUUGCUCAGUGGUCCAGUUCUAAUGUGCAUGGGGACCCUGACUGGUCUGCAGAUAUGCAACCCCAUACACAACAAACUGCAAUGAACUGUGUAUUCUGACACCUUUCUAUCAGAACCAGCAUUAACUUCUUCAGCAGUUUGAGCAACAGUAGCUCGUUUGUUGGAUCAGAUCACACGGGCCAGCCUUCACUCCCCAUGUGCAUCAAUAAGCCUUGGUCGCCCAUGACCCUGUCGUCAGUUCACCACUGUGCUUUCUUUGGACCACUUUUGAUAGAUACUGACCACUGCAGACCAGAAACACCCCACAAGAGCUGCAGUUGGAGAUGUGCUGAUCCAGUCGUCUAGCCAUCAUAAUUUGGCCCUCCAUCAAACUUGCUUAAAUCCUUACGCUUGCCUGUUAUUCCUGCUUCUAACACAUCAACUCUGAGGACAAAAUGUUCACUUGCUGCCUAAUAUAUCCCACCCACUAACAGGUGCCAUGAUGAGGAGAUAAUCAGUGUUAUUCACUUCACCUGUCAUAAUGUUCAUUAUUUUAUGGCCGAUCAUAUCUUUGGUGUAGAGUGAUGAAAGCUCAAUGUGUUGUCAGUGUAAAAUGAAAGCUCAAUUUGAGGAGGUUGUUCUAGGGUACAUGUAGAUCCCUUUCCCUUUUUCUGUCUUUGGUUAUAGAUUUGCAGUGAAUUAAGAUGACAUGAGUAUAUUUUUUAGUCCUAUAUCUAUAAACUUUCAUUAUUUAAAUUGUGCACUAUUCUGAGAAAUAUGCUGCAAUCUAGUGAGUGUAUGUAGAUAUCUAAUUGGUCAAUCAUGUGGCUGCAGCCAAAUGCAAAAAGUCACACAAAUACAGGUCAAGAGCUUUAACGUCCACAUCAAAUAUUGUAAAGUAAAAAAAAAAAGUGAUCUCAUUGACUUGAAUGGUUGUUCAUGCCAGAUGGGCUGGUUUUAGAAUUUCAGCAUUUGGGAAAUUCACACACAGUAGUCUCUGGAAUUUGCAUUCUGUACAAUACUGUCUAACAAUUGGAUCAUUAUUGAUUAAGCUCACUCUUAAUGUUUCUAUAAAUCAUUCAAUGUUUUAUAAGCAAUUCAAUCAUUAUUAAUUUUUUAAGCUAUAACAAGCUUUUUUAAGCUAUAACAAUUAGAUCAUUAUUGAUUUUUUUAAGCCCACUGUUAAUGUUUCUAUAAAUUAUUUAAUGAUUUAAGCAAUAUCACAAGAUAUCACAACAUUGUUCAGAAGUUUGAUUAGAAUACCUGAAGUUAUUGACCUGUGUGUGUGUCUUUCUGUAGUUGUAUGUUUGUUUGUUUGUUUAAAUAAAUAAACACAUUGUGCUGCUGAGACAUGAUUGGCUGAUUAGUUUACUUUAUAUGCAGUUGUACAGGUGUUCAUUUUAAGGUGGAUGGUGAUUUGUAUAGCACAGGAAAAGAAAACAUGCUUUUGUCAAAAAGUGCUUUUUGCCACUUUGCAUGCUGCCAGUGUCUGUAGUGGCCACUUUGAUUAGCAUAUUGAAUGUGGUGCUGCAGUCUGGUGUAAAUUAAUGAUGAAAUAUGAGCAAAUCAAGUUUAUAUGCAUAAAAAAUAUUAUAAAUAAUAGUUGGUAACAUAUUUAGUAUAAUAGUUGGUAUAAUAUUAGUGCCCUCAGGCAGCAUGAGACCAUGGUUGAGAACUAAUUCUAGUAGGUUGUUGUUUCUGUUAUAAUUAAUUAACAGUUACUUACAAUCUAGUCCCAAGAUUUACAUAACAUUAAGCUAAAGUCAUUCAAACUGAAUUUUUUUUUACAACCCCACAUAUAUAAUGUUACCAUCCAUUUCCAGUGUCAAGUCAAAUUAAAAUAGUAGAUAAAAGACAGAUUUAUUUGUUUUUUACAAUAUUAGAUUUCCAGCAGUUAAGGUUGGUGCAAACCAUUUCUAUAAGAAUCUCCGUUUGUCCUUGAAGUCAUUGUCGUACUGGAAUUGGUUUGCACCCCUAAGUCUCAGUAAUGGGGAAUUUGUGAUGCUACAGCAUGCAGAGAUUCACUUGUGUGCUUCAAACUUUGUGGCAACAGUUUUUUCCCUUGUGAGCCUUCCCAUGUGUGGAAGAUACACUAUAUUGCCAAAAGUAUUCGCUCACCUGUCUUGACUCGCAUAUGAACUUAAGUGACAUCCCAUUCCUAAUCCAUAGGGUUCAAUAUGAUGUCAGUCCACCCUUUGCAGCUAUAACAGCUUCAACUCUUCUGGGAAGGCUGUCUACAAGGUUUAGGAUUGUGUUUAUGGGAAUUUUUGACCAUUCUUCCAGAAGCGCAUUUGUGAGGUCACACACUGAUGUUGGACGAGAAGGCCUGGCUCUCAGUCUCCGCUCUAAUUCAUCCCAAAGGUGUUCUAUCGGGUUGAGGUCAGGACUCUGUGCAGGCCAGUCAAGUUCAUCCACACCAGACUCUGUCAUCCAUGUCUUUAUGGACCUUGCUUUGUGCACUGGUGCACAGUCAUGUUGGAAGAGGAAAGGGCCAGCUCCAAACUGUUCCCACAAAGUUGGGAGCAUGGAAUUGUCCAAAAUGUCUCGGUAUGCUGAAGCAUUCAGAGUUUCUUUUACUGGAACUAAGGGGCCAAGCCCAGCUCCUGAAAAAGUUGGCGACCUCUUCGCAUUAUGCACCUCAGCAUCCACUGACCCCGGUCCGUCAGUUUACGUGGCCUACCGCUUCGUGGCCGAGUUGCUGUCGUUCCCAAACACUUCCAUGUUCUUACAAUACAGCUGACAGUUGACUGUGGAAUAUUUAGGAGCGAGGAAAUUUCACGACUGGAUUUGUUGCACAGGUGGCAUCCUAUCACAGUUCCACGCUGGAAUUCACUGAGCUCCUGAGAGCGACCCAUUCUUUCACAAAUGUUUGUAAAAACAGUCUGCAUGCCUAGGUGCUUGAUUUUAUACACCUGUGGCCAUGGAAGUGAUUGGAACACCUGAUUCUGAUUAUUUGGAUGGGUGAGCGAAUACUUUUGGCAAUAUAGUGUAUGUAUUUCCUCAUGCUUCAUUCUUUCUUACUGCUGAAGUUGCCAUACUUUGUAAUUGAAAGAUCUCUACUUAGGCUCCUACACUUCACAUUUGGGUUCAUCUUUUUCAAUGGAACUUUUUUUCUUAUCUACUAAGAGAAGAGCUCCUGCAAGUCAUCAUGUUUAGCAGUGCUGUCACCUGCCCUGAUGUACUCCCCUUUAACAUUUCUAUGAUUAAUGGUUCUAUAAAAGGUUAUGUGCAACUGCAUUCGAGAGCAAGGCUAUUCCCACCCUGAAGAAACCACCUCUCUGGACCAAUCAGGAAAUCCCUACCAGUAUCACUUCUCUUUUCUUCAAAUGCAUUGUCUGUCAAAUCAGUUGUCCGUCUCUCUUGCAGAACUAACUUCAAGAUCCUAACCAGUUCAGCUUCUAGUAGCAUCGAGCUUCUCAGAGGUGACAAGUUUCUCUAGCAUGUGCCACUUUGAUCAGCCUAACUGUCAUCAGUCCUCGUCAGUGUUUGACAGUCAGCAAAAAGACCUACUUGGAUGACCAGUCAUAUCAUGUGAUAUGGAGGGGAUUCCACAUCUGCUCCAUACAGACUUUCCACUGGUAUCGCAUAUGCCUCAGUACUUGGUUUUCUUCUAUUCUCUUUCUGUACUUUUUCUGCAUCUCUUGGUGAGGUCAUAUUGUCACAUGGCUUUUCACACAACUGAUCUUCAUAAUGCUAUACUGUCACUCAUGUUUCUGCUAAUAUUAGCAUGUUUUGCAGACGUCUCAUCAUGGCAGCUUAUCAGCUGAAAUUUAAUCUUGGCAAAACGGAACUGCUGUUCAUUCCAGGUGAUUCAUUCUAUGGUCUUGUCUCCCUGGACAACUCUAACAUCUUACCAUGCAUUCUUGGGACCACUGUCCUUUUCCUCUCACAUGGCUCAGCUAACAGGGUCAGGAUCCUUUUCAACAUCAUUGAUUCAUUCAUUUCUAUCCACACUGGCUUCCUAUUGGCUUUUAGUCUCUUGUCAUAUUAAGAUGGAACUACUGCAACUUGCUUCUUGCAGGGCUGCCUCUCUGCAACUGGUCCAGAAUGUAGCUACAUGACUUGUUUUAAACCUUCCUAAGUUUUCCAACACUAUUCCAGCUCAGCUUGACUGGUCCGAUCAUUUCUCGGGGUAUACAGCAUGCAUCAAAAUUAUUUUCUGUUCUGGUACCUAGAUGGUGGAAUGAUCUCUUUGAUGUCUCACAGCUCAUUAAUCAUUGUCAAAUGAUUCCUAAAGACCUACCUGUUCAGAAGUAAUUAAAUUAUAACAUAUAUUUUGUGUUGUCUGUGUGCUUUUUUUUAAUCAUAUUACCUCCCCAGCAGUGUUUUCCUUUGUAAACCAGUUUUGUAAGUAGCUCUGGCUCCACUAAAUGCCAUAAAAGUAAAUACUGGUUUGAUUUUUACAUGUUCACAUACUCUAAGCCAUAUAUUGUUCAUUAGAUAUAAAAUAAAUCUUCCAGUGUAAUUGUAAUUAACCUAAUUGCAUAAAUUAAUCUGUUAAAAAAAAAAAAAAAUCAUGUUUCUUGUUCUAGGGUGUGAAGCGAUACGCACAAUUUUAUGCUGAUGCGGAGUUCAUGGCGAGGAGAUCCAUCGAAAAGUGAAUGGAGUGAAGGGCCAAUGAACGGUGAAGGCUGUGAUCUAAGUGUGCCUAGCCCAGCGCUGGCAGGGUAUUUGGGAAAUGCUGAAAACAGAGGAGCUGUAAGUGGAGUCUGCCCUUGGUGUUCUGCCAAAGGACAAAUAAAUGUACUUCGCUCAUAUGCAUUCAACUUUAAAGAGUCCAUCAUACUCUGUACUGGUCCGCUGUGUCUUUUUCCUCUAGUCACCGGGCCUUUGGACAAUAUCCAUGGCAUCCUUUCUUCAUCGCAGGACAUACAAGGGUGCAAGAGAAAGUUUUAUCUCACAUUAGAGACCAAAGAUUCUGAUUCAUCCCACAAGCGUUGGAAAAAAGAGGAUCCUGGUAUUGCGUCUAAUGGGAAAUGCCGGAUUGUGGAUGUUGGUGACUGCAGAUUGUCUUCCAAGUCAAUUGAUGAAGGGCUGUUGAUUAAUGAUCACCAGAAAAAGCAAGUAGUUGAGAAUGCUGACAAGAGUACUGAGUCCUCCCAUGUCAUUAGUGGGGUUUCAGAAUUGUCUGAUGUCUCACAAAUCAGGGAUUCUGUAUCUAGUACUCAGGACAAAAAAUGGGAGCUAUCAACAAUGGAUUUAUCUGGGCAAGAUUUGAUGCACAUGGUACCUGCACAGCAGCAUUUAUUCUGGAAAAAUAAGGAUAACCUGUGUUGGUUAGAUUCAUUGCUUGUAGCACUUGUACACUCCAGAAUAAUUAGAGAAGCUUCUUGUGAGAAUGUAUGCUCAACUGAGAAAUUUCCUUGCAAAUAUUUUACUGUGAAGAACUUGUGUGCAACAUACAAGAAGUCUUACACGUAUAUUAAAGCCAAGGAACAACACUGCCCAGACAACAUUGUACGAGUACAUUCUGAUGACCUCCUUAAUGUAGAGCAAGAGCUGGAAGCUCUUCGGAUGUCUGCCUUCCAGUUCCUCCAGCCAAAGCUUCAGUGUGAAGUGGGUCAGAAGGAGACACCUGUCUUUGCCCUCCCUCUUCUCCUAAGGUCAGAUGACUGGGCUAGUAGUAUUUUCCAGCACACCGGUCAGUGGGAAUUUAGGUGCACGUGCUGUGGAUACAAUUCCAGCACAAGCAUGGAGAAGACUGUAACAACGUUUACAAAUAUUAUGGCUGAUUGGCACCCACUCAGAGCAGUCCACCGAGCACAGUGCAGCAAAUGCCAUAACAAAAACCAGAAGAGGAAACUGGUCUUACAGAGAAUUUCUUCAGUGCUUGCAAUACACUUUGUUGAGGGACUUACACGGAGAGACCUCUCCAAGUAUGCAUUUGAUUUUCAUGGCACACGCUACAACAUCAGAACUAUUAUACAAUACAAUGAACAACGUGAGCACUUUGUCACAUGGAUCCAUCAACCAGAUGGAUUAUGGUUAGAAUUUGAUGAUUUGAAGCACCCUCACUGCAUAACACACAGGAGGUUUACACUCCCAGCAAGUCAGUUCCACCUUGUCUUCUGGGAGGCAGUUUCCAAAGAGGAGUGCCAACUUCUUGAUCCUCUCCCUGAUAAGACACUUACUAAGUCGAGUAAGGUGGACAACGUCUUUCAAAAUAUAACCAAUUCUUUUCCAGAUGACACAUGCAUAAUAGAGGCCUUGACUGGAAGUAAGGACAGCAAUGAGGCUGCCAGUACAUUGGAUUCUUCAAUAGGUAGUACAACACUGCUUGAUACUUUUGAGGGCCUUUCACAUAGUGAUAUUGUCACUCUUACGCUGGUUGAAGUCCAAGCAGAUGCUAAAGAAGACUCUUGCCCAAAUAUCCAGGAAAAGACAACGGGGUCUACUGAGUCUAGCGUCAAAGAAGCAUUUCACCUGCUAGAAAACGGCUCUUUUUGUCAGACUCCAUGCAGUGUAAAAAACAAUAAGAGUGGUGCUAACAAAGUUUUACAUGCACCAGAAUUGAUUCUUCCCUCAGUGGUAAAACCAUCAGAAUCAGUAGACCCUUCAAAAGUGAGCAAGUGUCCACCUGCCCUGCACUCUGCAGACCCUAGCCCUUCCAAUCUAUCCUUAUUUAAUCGGCACCCUUCCAACCAGUCUACGCCAUUAAGAGAUGCCUCGCAUCCCAAAGUUGACCUAAGAUUUGAUGGCAGCGAGCCCCUUCUGGCCAAGCCUGCUGAGCUGUUUGGUGGGUACAGAACAAAGAACUCGCCCAAUUCAGUUUUACCUGUAGGACUAUUAAGGCAUCCAUUUGUGAAAUUGCCCACUGCUCCACAGAAGCCAUUUAGCUGCCCUGGUGGCAAAACAACUGUGGGUCCAGUUUCUACAUUGAAGAAAUCUGCUAGUCAGGACAGCCUAAAAACAUCACCAUCAAAGAUGGUCAUAUCUACUGAAGCUCUAAGACUGAAACUGAUGAAAAGACUAAAGGCCAAGAAGAAGAAACUAGCAAAGUUGAAUCAACUGCUCAGUAUAGAGGAAGGUGGUGAGUCUACUCCCAGGCCAGACAGCACAGAUAUUUCCUCGCCAUACUCUGUCACUUCAAGUACAUCAACCUGUGAUAGCCCAGCAUUUGAUAAUUUCUUUGCUGAGCUUCUUUCUCCAGACAUGAGCACCAGCAACCUAUCACCUGAUAGCACAGGCUUCUUGGAGAUGCUAACCAACAGCCAGAGUGCUGGGACAUCAGAAAGCAGCAAUCGGGAGAACUCUGCACCACCUUUUAAACUUCCAGUUCCUCUUCUAAAUGACUUAUCCAACAAUGAAACUUUUCUUUAUGAAUUAAAUCCAGGAUCAAGGGAGCAACAAUCUGUAAUCGAGAAUGCUGAACUUAAUGCUAUGGAUAUAUUCUUUUGAUCAGUGUUUUAUGUUCUUUGUCCUUUGGGCCAGUAUACAUAAGGCAAGAUCAGGGAAGAUCAGCUUUUGUUAUAUAGAUGCUAUAGACUUCAUUAGUAUAUAAAAAAAUAAGCUGUUUUUGGCUUACCAUCAGUGUGAGAGAUCAUUUAGCAUCUUACAUCUACCUUAAAAAAAGGACAGAUUCUGUAUCAAUGAUCAAAGGCUGAUUCUUGUAGAAGCAACUAUUUAUGUUUUAAUUUAUAUAGGAUUGUGUAACACUUGAAUCUGAUGUUUCAGUAUCCAGACCAUGCACUAAGUACUGCACAUUUUUGUAAAUUAAAAUAAACUGGAAUAUUUCUUUA
Molecule: messenger RNA, 8677 nt
Organism: Hemibagrus wyckioides
Lineage: Eukaryota; Metazoa; Chordata; Actinopteri; Siluriformes; Bagridae
Gene: uspl1
Product: ubiquitin specific peptidase like 1
Exons: 8
Coding region: 5496-8336 (946 amino acids)
Biological process (GO): protein desumoylation; Cajal body organization
Cellular component (GO): Cajal body
Molecular function (GO): SUMO binding
Source: RefSeq, a predicted model, not a curated record